Arabidopsis thaliana (thale cress) is the source of this 1252-nucleotide messenger RNA. Its product is annotated as Metal-dependent phosphohydrolase. Lineage: Eukaryota; Viridiplantae; Streptophyta; Magnoliopsida; Brassicales; Brassicaceae. The record is from RefSeq and is marked reviewed. The coding region runs from base 213 to 986 and encodes 257 amino acids. Gene Ontology annotation, molecular function: 5'-deoxynucleotidase activity. The transcript has 7 exons.
GAUCAACCAAGUGAAGGGACUUAUUUUCUUUUUUCCAAUGAUUCGGAAUUCAAGACCCACUACACUAUUGGGUCUUCAUAUAAUAAAAGGCCCAAUAAAAGUCUCCAGAGGAAACAAAACUAAUCGAAACGACGAAACAGUUAAGGUAACAAAGUAAACAAACACGAUUCCCAAAACACGAAGAAAGAUAAAGCAAAGAAAAAAAAAGAAAGAUGAAGAAUGUGAAUCGAGUCUUCUUCUGCAAAUCACUAUCUCUCGUCUUCCUCGUUCCUUCUUUCACUCGUUCUCAUAUCCGAUUUACUUACUCCGCCGCCGGUGCUUCUUCUCCUAAUCGAGCUAUUCACUGCAUGGCUUCCGAUUCCCCUCAAUCCGGAGAUGGUUCCGUCUCUUCUCCUCCUAAUGUCGCGGCUGUUCCCUCUUCUUCUUCUUCUUCGUCCGCUUCUUCCGCCAUUGAUUUCCUCUCUCUCUGUACUCGUCUCAAGACAACUCCAAGAGCUGGAUGGAUUAAGAGAGAUGUGAAAGAUCCAGAAUCUAUAGCGGAUCACAUGUAUCGGAUGGGUCUUAUGGCUCUAAUUUCUUCAGAUAUCCCCGGUGUUAACAGAGACAAAUGCAUGAAAAUGGCGAUUGUUCAUGAUAUUGCAGAAGCCAUUGUAGGAGACAUUACACCUUCUUGUGGGAUAUCUAAAGAAGAGAAAAACCGAAGAGAAAGCGAAGCACUUGAGCACAUGUGCAAACUCUUGGGUGGAGGCGAAAGAGCAAAAGAAAUCGCUGAGCUUUGGAGAGAAUACGAAGAGAACUCUUCACCUGAAGCCAAAGUUGUUAAAGAUUUCGAUAAAGUUGAGCUGAUACUACAAGCUUUGGAAUAUGAACAAGAUCAAGGGAAAGAUCUAGAAGAGUUUUUCCAAUCAACAGCAGGGAAGUUCCAGACUAAUAUAGGCAAGGCUUGGGCGUCGGAGAUUGUUUCAAGAAGACGAAAGCAACAUUAGUUCUCACUUGACUCUUUCUUUUUGUUUCUUAACGUCUAGCUCAGUGGAGUUCAAAUACUCGUACGUUUCAAAUUUAAUCAUCUUAAGGUUUUUCUAAUAAUCUUCGUAGCUGUCUUUACUUGUUUUGUUACUAUCACUAAUAAAAGAUAGCUAGCUAGUGACUAUCUUAUAGAUAGCUAAUGAAGAUCAAAAAACUUAAUCAAGCUCUUAAAUUUUAUUUUAAGAAAGUAUCAUUGGUUCCUCAAUAUAAAUUUUCGGAUCGUUAA